UUUUUCAAAGAGUUCAAAGAGGAAUAUUAUUUUCACUCAAAGUCUUAAACAAACUGACUUCAACCUACUCUUAAACAGACUUAUAGGUCUACUCAUUAUCCAACUCAGAUCUAGAUCUAGCUCUCUACGUAGUGUCAUUGAGAGUGAGUAGUCUGGGAGUUGACUUUACCUUCCUUUGGCUUUGGCCUAUCAACUAUCAUCAUCACUAGAAGUAGAAGAUCUACUCUAGAUCUAGAUUUAGAAAUCUAGUCCAGUUCUGACUGAAACUGUAUUUCAAAUUCUAUGGAAUCUGUAGUUCUAUUUCUGAGUAAUCAUACAGAUUACAGAUAUAAAUCUACACUCACAUUGUACAACUAACAAGUCUAGGCAAGUCUACAUUACUGUAUAAAAGAACAGGGGCUCAUCCUGUAAGACUACUGUUAGAAUUGUAGUAGUUCUGCAAACCAAAGUUUAUAAUUGAAAAUUAACAGCUCAAUUUGCUCAACUUAUUCUAAAUCUAGAGUAAAAGAGAUACAUUAAGAUUAUUGGAGUAAAAUGAAUCCAAUGAAACAAGAACCCUGGGAUCCAAGUACAGAAUAUCAAGAUUAUCACUGGAAUAACAGUAAUCACUUAGCAGUCUCUUCAUACUUUAAUGCUGAUAUACAAGCAUCUCAAAUCAAGAUUGAAACUGAAGAGGAUAAUUAUUCACAGUCAUCAAGUGGCCCACCACUUUCAAUACCCAAAGAACCUAAGAAAAGAGGUCGACCUAAAAAAAUAAAAGAUGAAAACAGUGGUGAAGCUGAUGGCAAAUCAGGGGAAAAGAAAGUCAAGCAAGAAUCAAUGACAGAUCACCUAAAUGUAGUUAAAAAGAAGAGGGAUAGAUUUAAUGGCAUGCCAGAAGAGGAAGUCUUACUAAAAUUGUUACCUGAUCAUAUAGCUCCAAACCUGGAUAUUCUCAUUAUUGGCAUUAACCCAGGGCUAUUUGCUGCAUAUGUGGGGCAUCAUUAUGCUGGACCUGGAAAUCACUUUUGGAAAUGUUUGUAUCUGUCUGGGUUGAUUCCUGAACCAAUGAAUGCAUAUGAUGACUAUAAGCUUCUUACAUAUGGUAUAGGCUUUACAAAUAUAUGUGCAAGGACAACCAGAGGAAGCGCAGACUUAAAAAAACAAGAAAUUAGAGAUGGAGCAGAUAUCUUGAGGAAAAAGAUUGCAUUGUAUAGGCCUAAAAUUGCUGUAUUUAAUGGAAAAGGAAUUUAUGAAGUAUUCAGUGGCAACAAAAAUUUCAAUAUUGGAAAACAGCCAGAAAAAGUAGAGGGUACUGAUACUAUUCUGUUUGUUAUGCCAUCAUCAAGUGCCAGAUGUGCCCAGCUACCAAGGGCUGCAGAUAAGGUGCCCUUUUAUUUAGCUUUAAAGAAGUUGCGAGAUCAUCUCAACGGAGACCUGCCAACACUGGAUGAAUCUGAGGUUGUAUUCCCUGUUGUGGACCACAAACCUAAAUCUGAAGUCAAAGAUGAUGUCACAGAUGAAGAUGAUGAUUCAAGAAUGUCACUGGGAGACUCUCCAAAGGAAAUGACACUAGAGCAGAUACAGAUGCAGGCUGAAUAUCUAGAAGCUCUUGCUGCUAGUGCUGAAGGAAAGGACAUUCCAAUGGAGAACUGGGGAAAUGGAAAGCAGAAGUGUAAGAGGCUGUUAAGGGGAGACAACAGUAUUGAUACUGAAGCCUCUGGCUCGGGAGACGAGUCUUCACUGCCAUACACCCCUCAGAUUUACAAUUACAAAUCUGACCUGUGUCUACCACCAUCUCAACCUACUUUUGGGCUAAGUAAUUUAGACUUGGAUUUAAAACAGGAGGUGCCGUAUGAUGCUAGUGAGUAUGGUGUAGUUGCUGUGAAUGGACCAGUAGCUCAAAAAGUCACUUAUGAAAUAAAUGGUUCUGAUUCAUGUCAGUCUUCUCCACAGUACUUAAGUUUGGGUGAUACAACUGUCAAGAAGGGAACAUUCACCAGCAUCAAAUCUUCCCACAACUUCCCACCUUCGCCCAGCAGUCAAAUGCAGCAUUCAUCCUCUAGUUAUUCCACCUCAGUAUUGUCAGGGGAGGGUUCCAUAUUUCUCCCAAACUAUGUCAAGAAUUAGCACUCAACACAACGGCUCAAACUUCACGCAUUUCCAAUCCAGGACAAAUGGAAAGGAUACAAAGCAAGCGAGUUAUCUUAACAUUUAAAUAUUUUUGACACCUUUUUUUUACCUGCUUUUAACAGAUGUGUUCAGUCAUGUUUCAUUUGAGAGCUGUACUUGUUAAAACACAAUUACGUUGAAAUUUUACACUAAUAUAUCAGUUUUUAAACUUUUUCACUGCCAAAAAAAAUAUUAAGUUACAUUUUUUAAAAUUAACUAAAUGUCCCUAUUGUAAACAGUAGCUAUAUUUUACAGAAGCUUAUGGUUACUUAUUACGUCCUUAUUCUUCUACAACUUUGCAGCAAAUUUUGAAAAUUUUAACAGUUAUUCUGAUUUUCUUUAAAAACCACUCAUUCACUGCCAUAUAGUGCAGUAUUUAUUAUUUUUUAUUCAUUCUAUUUUUCUGUUGCCCUAUAGGGUCACUACUUUGACAAUCGUCUAAAAAUGUGUUUGAUGUAAUUAUCCAACACAAAGAAAAAAAUGACUGCUAGAAUUUCACAAGAAAAUCAGAAAACUUUUUUUUUACCCUAAUACAUAAAAUGUAAACAUGUAUAUGUGAAUAGCAUUAUGUAGUGGUGGAUUAGUUAAAGUAAUGCAUUUACUAACAGAUCUCAUUAAUUCUUAAGUUGCUCAAUUUUAUGUGAUUAAAAUGAUAAAUUAUGACAUUUGCCAGCACCAUGUUUGGGUAGAGCAGGUACUGUGGCAAAAGUCCAUUUUCUUUUCUCAUUUUUUUUUAUAUGGCAAGCCAACAUUAUUGUUAACAGGUCAUUUCUUUUGGUGCCAGUUAACUGACUUAAUUUAUAAAUUUUUAAACUGUUCUUUCUUUUAAUUGUAUCCUUUUCACCCAUUUUAAAACUUUUUUUUUGCAUGCUAUAAUUUAGUAUGAUGCCUAAUUAGAGGUAGUUUUGUAUGUGAUAAUAUUGCUCAUGGUUAGAAUUUUUUAAUUACUUGUUCUAAGGGGAAAAUAAUCUUGUAAAUGUAUUUAUUCUUUUAUUAUAUGUGUGCCCCAAGUUUUAAAAAGAAUAAUUAAAACUGAAUUUUUGUUUUACGGUCAUUGUUUUUACUAUAAGCUGAGAACUAAAAUCCAAGGGUCCAAUUUUUUGUUGUGAGAUUGAAGUAAAUGGAAAUGAAAAAAUGUUUUUAAAACUAUAAGUGCUCAACUAUUUUCUACUACUUGAGACUGGAAUGACAGCAGUAUUAGCACUGCUUUUAAACAAUUAUAGAUAUGUAAAAAAAUCGGAUCAGCCAAAGUAUUGAUAUUAUGUAUUAUACCAAAUGCAUUGAAACUAUGACGAUUAAAAAAAAUGUGUUUGAUAAUUAUGUACAGUUGUUAAACAACGAGGCAUAUCUUGUAAAUAAUUUUUAUUUAUUGUCUAAGCAUUCUAGUCUUGGCUUUAUUUUAUGUUUAUGUGGAUUUUGCUGCUGUUUUUAUUUGCUCUGUUCUAUCCUGUUAUGUUUAUAGAAUUCCAUUCCAUUUUUUUUAGUUGAAUUUUCUUGAUGUUGUUUAGCUAUGUGUAUAGGUUUCUAAUUUCAAAUCUUUAAAUUUAAAAGGUUGUAUUGGUUAUUUUCUACAAUUUUAUUUUAAUACUGUGAUUAUGUAUUGGUUGGAUAUUGUUGGUUGAUAUCAAACUAAUCAACAUAUAACCAUUUUUUUUAAAUACAUUUUUAAAAAUAUAUUAACAUUUUAAAAAUCACAAAAAAACUCUUAAUUUAUAUCAGUAUUUUCAUGACACAAGUUGCAAACAUUAGAAAAUCUAAAGCCAAGAUUCACCAUCAUUUAAAAAAAACUUAAACACUAUGUCAUAUUUGUUUUGUUACCCAAUGCCAAAAACAUUUCUGAUACUGUUGUAUUUUAAGUAUUUUUUACUUACUGGCAUUAUUAUAAAUAACAUUCAUUUAUUUACAUGAUAAAUAAUAGAAAAUUAUUUUUAAAGUAGUUGUUUUUCAUAAAACUUUUGAUUGGUAUCAUUAAAUUUAUCUUAGUUAAAAGUUGUAUGUAUUGUAUUAUUUUUUUAAUAUGAACAUUUUAAUAAUUAAUAGAAAAUGGUUUUAUUUUAAUGUAAAGGUAUUUUUCUGCUGUUUUUCUAUGUUGUAAACUGGCUGUACACCUUCUAAAAACACAAAUCUUUGUUUUGUGCUGUUUCUAGCAUCUUUGAUUUAUUGUUGUUAGGAUUCAGUGAUCCAUAUCAAAAUUGGUGCCAUCAUUGUUCAAGUUGCUUUCUUUUAACGAGAAAAUUUAUAUUGCAUAUCAUGUUGUAAUUAAGAAAUUUACAUUUAGCAUGACAAUUUUACAUUUAGCAUGAUAACUAUGAGUUAAUAAGUUACUGUUAGUUUAAACUUAGCUUUUAUAGACAUGUUAAUCACUGUGUAUGUAUGGAUCUUUUAAUUUUAUUUAACUGCUUUCCUUUUUUACCCAUGUUAAACUUGGUUUGCUUUUUACUAACAAAUAGUAAAAGUAGCUGUCUUGGUUUAAAAGAGGAGGAGCAUUAAAUCAAAAUUUAAAUGAGCAAAUGAAUAAGAAUAAGCUUUAACUUUGUUAUAAACUACUUGUGUUUAAAAGCUCAAAGCAAGCUACUGAAUUUUUUCUAAAAUGCCAUAGCAGUUUAUUUUUAAAAUGACUCAUUUAUAAAUAUAUAUAUAUUUGUGUACCCAUGAUCUCAUGUUUAUAUGUGUGUUUCAUCCAUUUUAGUUUUAAAGAAUUUAAGAUUUUUAAAAGCUGGUCUUUAUUUUCUAAUAUUAGUGAAUUUAAUUAAGCUAUUAUAAAAACGUAUGAAAAAUUAACAUUAAAAAGAUAUUUUAAACAUGAUUUACUAAUAUCAUUCAGGUGCUACAUUUUUUUAUUUACAGUUAUGUAUUUAGCAUAUGAAGGCUUAUUAAGUAGCCAUUUUAAAACAACAAAUAAACAUAUUAUUCAACUAAUUAGUGAAAGAAUAGUUUUUGAAGUGAUUGCUAAUUUUUUCAGUAAGGCUAAUUUAAAAAACCAUUAGGUUUUUUUCUUAAAAGAGGAAAACUGCUGAAAUUUUUAUUUACAUACAGAAAAAAUAUUACAAGCAGCAUUGCAUACCAAAGUAUUUAUACUAUUUUAUUUAUUUAGAUAAAACACAUUUUUAAAGCCAAAUUUUAAAAUAUUUAAUGGUGAUGUAAAUAGCACUGUUGGAUACUGGCUGUAGUGUUAAUGUUAUUUUAUAUGGGUUUCUAUUAAUACUAGUCCCUAAAUGUGUCAGAAUUUUUCAUUCUUUGAAUUUAAUUUUCUACUUUGAUAUUUCCAGAUAACACUAGUGGUUUUUGUUGAUUGAUGAUGUUUAAAGUUAAAGGCUAGUUUUGUAUAAAUAAUAACUGUACUCCAAUUGUCUUAAUCAGGAUUACUUAGGCCAAUUUCUAACAGAAUGUACAAGAAAAUCUGUUUAUAAAAUAGACAAGAAUACUCAAUAUAAUCAUGAUUUAUAAAAUAACUAAGUUUAUACAAGUUACAUUUGAUUAGAUUGAAAGAUAAGUUUUAUCACUUAUUCAAACAAAUAUUCAUUCUUAAAUAUUUGUAUCUGUUAAGUGCAAUAUUUGAGGGUCACAUUUUUUAAACAAAUUACUAAAUGACUCACGAUGAGGUUUAAAUGUCUCAAGUCAACCUGUUGUAUUCUUUGUAUUAAAUUCAUUGACUUAUU
Messenger RNA from Physella acuta, 5810 nucleotides. RefSeq names its product G/T mismatch-specific thymine DNA glycosylase-like. NCBI's taxonomy places the organism in Eukaryota, Metazoa, Mollusca, Gastropoda, Physidae. Gene Ontology annotation, cellular component: nucleus. The record is from RefSeq and is a predicted model, not a curated record. Gene Ontology annotation, molecular function: pyrimidine-specific mismatch base pair DNA N-glycosylase activity; uracil DNA N-glycosylase activity. Gene Ontology annotation, biological process: base-excision repair, AP site formation.